AUGGCCGUCGAACGCGUUUCGUCAGCAUAUGAAAGGCAGAAGGCAUUCAGGGCCAGAGACGGUUCCUACGGAAGCUAUAGUGGUGCCGACAACGAACGGAGUGUCUUUCUGACAGCGUUCGCCGUACAGGCUCUGGCAGAUGCGUCAAGCGUCAUGAAUGACCCCACUGGUAUCAGCGACGCCGAAAUCGCUCAAAGCAUACAGUAUUUGAAAUCCCUACAGGAUCCUUCCACAGGUUGCUACAGGGAAACGGGUCAAGGAAAUCCUGCAUUUACGACUCCGGCGCAUUUGACUCUGUACGUGGGGCUGUCGGUUAUCAGAGAGAGAGAAAAGGACUACGACAUCUACAAGAGCGUCGUGCAAUGUGUGGAAGCUGAACCCACGCUCAACAAUCACUCGUUGGCAAUGUACGCCUUCCUGUCUGCAAGAAUAGGAGAAGAAGCCAAGGCCUCUGAACUCAUCCGCACACUCCUUGCUAAUGCUGACCAUUACUAUUACUACACCUACUGGUCUGCCAGUACAUACAACGAACAAGUGGAAACUGCUGGAUACGUCCUACAUGCCAUGUUCCAGAUUGGCCAGGACAUGACACCCGCGGCACCAGUGUCGGAGUACUUGAUUGAACAGUUGAACGUCGGUGGAGUAACGCCUUACACAGAGGCGUAUGCUGUUGGGAUCCAUGCGUUGUACCACUACGUCUUGGAGACCACGUACAGACCUCACGUCUCGAUGAUGCUCACCGUAUCCGCUGCAAACGGCUAUAGCUCCCCUCGUUCGGUCGACUUCACCAUAACUGAUGAAAACAAGUUCAUGUACCAGCACAGAGUCCUCGAAAACUCAACUGCGACGAAGUUUCUAACCACGAUUCGUCCAGGAGGGAUUGGCUGUGCUGUUACCUUUGUCAAAUAUAGCCUCAACGUGAACAGCUUGCCACCAUCCAACACCUUUCAAGUGAACGCAACGACCGUUUCACCAAGCGAUUGUUCCGCGGCAGAUGUUACCAUCUGUGUCUGGAAUACGGAGUAUUAUUAUGCCAAGACGGUCGUCAUUGAUAUCACACUCCUGUCUGGAUAUGCCGCUGACGUUGCUUCCCUGCAGGGUCAUCUUUGUAACGGAGCCGUCCAAGCGUAUGCAGUUGGUGCCAAUUCACUACUGAUACUACUACAGGUGAUUCCGGCAGGCAGCUGCUUCCGUUUCCGCCAGAACCGGAUCACUGUGGUCGGCAAUUUGCAACCGGCUCUGGUGACCGUUACGGACUACUAUAAUAGCGUGAACAACGUGUCCGCACUAUACAGUGCUGGGGACAACUGUGCUGAACCCAACCGGAUGCUCGGUAUGGGUGGAUCCUACACCUUUGGCGCAUCAAUGAAAUAUGACAAACCAUAUUCUCCUUAUUAAUAUUAUGGGUGAGGCGUUAAAGACCUUGUGGAAUAUUAUUAAAAUGUAGUGAUGAUGCCUGUCUGUCGUUGGAGGUGGGAAAUAAAUCGUUAGCUC
Molecule: messenger RNA, 1494 nt
Organism: Ornithodoros turicata
Lineage: Eukaryota; Metazoa; Arthropoda; Arachnida; Ixodida; Argasidae
Product: pregnancy zone protein-like
Exons: 11
Coding region: 1-1398 (465 amino acids)
Cellular component (GO): extracellular region
Source: RefSeq, a predicted model, not a curated record